This is a messenger RNA of Rhizophagus irregularis DAOM 181602=DAOM 197198, 646 nucleotides long. Lineage: Eukaryota; Fungi; Glomeromycota; Glomeromycetes; Glomerales; Glomeraceae. The record is from RefSeq and is a predicted model, not a curated record.
AUGCCUUUCAAACAGUACAAAUAUAUACAUAAUACACGAAAAUCAGGGAAGGGGAUAAUUUUAUAAAUUAUUUAUUUAAACAGUUUUAAGGCUCGUUCGUGUAAGGAAUACAUGGCAGAGAAAAGGGAUAAAAAAAAAAAGUUAAUAUUAUAUGGAAAUAUACGCCCCUUCUAAAAACGAAAAUGUGUCACCGCGACAAAAUAUAUUUGAAUUAAUCGUAGAUAUGAGGUUAUCAAAUUUAGAACCACUAAAAGGGGAAAGUGAAUCUUUGAAACAAAUGUUUGAUUUGAUUGAUGAUGAAAAUCUUCCUUCAAAUGAAUCUCCACAUAAUACAUUUCUUCCAGUAGGAUUUCAAAUAACGAAAGAAACAUUAGGAUACCUUGAUAGAAAUUAUGGCAAGAAUUGUACAAAAAAUUAUCACCAGGAUCUAGAUAGUUCUAUAAUAAAAAGGAAAAGGAAUGGGAAUGAAGAGAUAGAAGAGGAGGAAGAUACGGACGAUGAUGCAAAUGGCAAUGAAGAAGAAAAAGGAGUUGAAGAAGAAGGAGCUGAAGAAGAAUGUAGUGGAGGUGGAGGAACAGUUAGUGUUGUUAAGUACAAGUCAAACCGAACCAAGCCAAACCGGACCGAUGGGGUCGACUUGGUUUGA